Molossus molossus (Pallas's mastiff bat) is the source of this 2668-nucleotide messenger RNA. RefSeq names its product procollagen-lysine,2-oxoglutarate 5-dioxygenase 2 (gene PLOD2). Gene Ontology annotation, molecular function: iron ion binding; L-ascorbic acid binding; procollagen-lysine 5-dioxygenase activity. The transcript is spliced from 20 exons. Bases 1 to 2277 code for a protein of 758 amino acids. Gene Ontology annotation, biological process: peptidyl-lysine hydroxylation. Lineage: Eukaryota; Metazoa; Chordata; Mammalia; Chiroptera; Molossidae. Gene Ontology annotation, cellular component: endoplasmic reticulum. The record is from RefSeq and is a predicted model, not a curated record.
AUGGGGGAGUACGCCGUGCAACCUCUGCUCCUGCUGCUGGCCCUGGCCGUCCAGCCCUGGAGUCCCUGCUUAGGUGCCGACGCGGAGAAGCCCUGCAGCAUCCCCGCAGAUAAGUUAUUAGUCCUAACUGUAGCAACAAAAGAAAGUGAUGGGUUUCAUCGAUUUAUGCAGUCAGCCAAAUACUUCAAUUAUACUGUGAAGGUCCUCGGGCAAGGAGAAGUGUGGAGAGGCGGCGAUGGGAUCAAUAGUAUUGGCGGGGGUCAAAAAGUGCGAUUAAUGAAAGAAGUUAUGGAACAGUACGCCAAUCAAGAGGGUCUGGUGGUCUUGUUUACUGAAUGCUUUGAUGUCAUAUUUGCUGGUGGUCCAGAAGAAGUUCUGAAAAAGUUCCAAAAGUUAAACCACAAAGUGGUCUUUGCAGCAGAUGGAAUUCUGUGGCCAGAUAAAAGACUAGCAGACAAGUAUCCUGUUGUGCACAUUGGGAAACGCUACCUGAAUUCCGGAGGAUUUAUUGGUUAUGCGCCAUCUAUCAACCGUAUAGUUCAACAGUGGAAUCUCCAGGAUAAUGAUGACGAUCAGCUCUUUUACACUAAAAUUUACAUCGAUCCACUGAAGAGGGAAGCUUUUAACAUCACGUUGGAUCACAAAUGCAAAAUUUUCCAGGCUUUAAAUGGAGCUGUAGAUGAAGUGGCUUUGAAAUUUGAAAAUGGCAAAGCCAGAGCUAAGAAUAUAUUUUAUGAAACGUUACCCGUGGCCAUUAAUGGGAAUGGACCCACCAAGAUUCUCCUGAAUUAUUUUGGAAACUAUGUACCUAAUGGAUGGACACAGGAUAGUGGCUGCACUCUUUGUGAAUUGGAUACAAUUGACUUGUCCUCAGUAAAUGUCUAUCCAAAUGUAACAAUAGGAGUUUUUAUUGAGCAACCAACCCCUUUCCUACCUCGAUUUCUGGACAUAUUGAUGACACUGGAUUACCCCAAAGAAGCACUUAAAGUCUUUAUUCAUAACAAAGAAGUUUAUCAUGAAAAGGACAUCAAGGUAUUUUUUGAUAAAGCAAAACAUGAAAUCAGUACUAUAAAAAUAGUAGGACCAGAAGAAAAUCUAAGUCAAGCCGAAGCCAGAAACAUGGGAAUGGAUUUUUGCCGUCAGGAUAACAGCUGUGAAUAUUACUUUAGUGUGGACGCAGAUGUUGUUUUGACGAAUCCAAGGACCUUAAAAAUUUUGAUUGAACAAAACAGAAAGAUCAUCGCUCCUCUUGUAACUCGCCAUGGAAAGCUGUGGUCCAACUUCUGGGGAGCCCUGAGCCCCGAUGGGUACUACGCGCGAUCUGAAGAUUAUGUGGACAUUGUUCAGGGGAACAGAGUAGGAAUAUGGAAUGUCCCGUACAUGGCUAAUGUGUACUUAAUUAAAGGGCAGACACUCCGAUCAGAGAUGAGUGAAAGGAACUAUUUUGUCCGCGACAGACUGGACCCUGACAUGGCCCUUUGCCGAAAUGCCAGAGAAACGACUUUACAAAGGGAAAAAGACUCCCCUACUCCGGAAACAUUCCAAAUGCUCAGCCCCCCAAAGGGCGUAUUUAUGUACAUUUCUAAUAGACAUGAAUUUGGAAGAAUACUAUCAACUGCUAAUUACAAUACUUCCCAUUAUAACAAUGACCUCUGGCAGAUUUUUGAAAAUCCUGUGGACUGGAAAGAAAAGUAUAUAAACCGUGAUUAUUCAAAGAUUUUCACUGAAAAUAUAGUUGAACAGCCUUGUCCAGAUGUCUUUUGGUUUCCCAUAUUUUCUGAAAAAGCCUGUGACGAGUUGGUGGAAGAAAUGGAGCAUUAUGGCCAGUGGUCUGGAGGGAAACAUCACGAUAGUCGUAUAUCUGGCGGUUAUGAAAAUGUACCAACUGACGAUAUCCACAUGAAGCAAAUUGACCUGGAGAAUGUAUGGCUUCAUUUCAUCCGGGAGUUCAUUGCACCGGUUACGCUGAAGGUCUUUGCAGGCUAUUAUACAAAGGGCUUCGCAUUAUUGAAUUUCGUUGUGAAAUACUCCCCUGACAGACAGCGUUCUCUCCGCCCUCAUCACGAUGCCUCCACCUUCACCAUCAACAUCGCUCUCAACAACGUGGGAGAAGAUUUCCAGGGCGGGGGCUGCAAAUUCCUGAGGUACAACUGCUCCAUCGAGUCGCCGAGGAAGGGCUGGAGCUUCAUGCACCCCGGGAGGCUCACGCAUCUUCACGAAGGGCUUCCUGUGAAAAACGGGACGAGAUACAUCGCAGUGUCCUUCAUAGAUCCCUAAGUUAUUCGGAUUCUUGGAAGCGCUGUUUCCUCGGGAAUGGGUGAAGAUGUCUGAAGUUGUGCUGGAGAAGAUGAGAGGGAUAUUUAAGCAACUUCAACAGAACAACUUCACUUUGGGCCAAACGUUUGAAAAACUUCAUAAAAAAUUGAUACGUCCUAAUGUCUGCUCUGAGCCUUAAAACACAGAUCGAAGAAGAAAGAAAAAGGAAAAAAAGGAAAAGCGAAUAUUUAUUUCUUUGCCUUCUUGUCUCAGAAUAAUGAGAGUGUUUCUGAAUUUGCGUUUCUUCUGAUAAAAUAUUCUGGUACAGAUGUACAAGUGACAAAGGAGACUAGUAAUAUUUUCUUAUUUAACAAAGCCUGGGAAGACUUUUAUUUAUCAACAUGUAGAUAAU